GACUGGAGCGUGCGCGCUGAGGUAUACGGAACGCGUGCGGGGUCUCUUCCGGAGUCUUUUCCUGGACGGGGUACCUGCGGCGGGUGUGUUUCGGCCUGGCCUGGGCAGGCGCUUGUGCUGCCAGGGCGCCGGGCCCGGGGAGGCCGGGGUCUCGGGUGGCCGCCGGCCCAGGCGCUGGACGGCAGCAGGAUGGGGAAGGCGAAGGUCCCCGCCUCCAAGCGCGCCCCGAGCAGCAGCCCCGUGGCUAAGCCGGGUCCUGUCAAGACGCUCACUCGGAAGAAAAACAAGAAGAAAAAAAGGUUUUGGAAAAGCAAGGGGCAGGAAGUAAGCAAGAAGCCAGCAAGCGGCCCCGGUGCUGUGGUGCGACCUCCAAAGGCACCAGAAGACUUUUCUCAAAACUGGAAGGCGCUGCAAGAGUGGUUGCUGAAACAAAAAUCUCAGGCCCCAGAAAAGCCUCUUGUCAUCUCUCAGAUGGGUUCCAAAAAGAAGCCCAAAAUUAUGCAGCAAAACAAAAAAGAGACCUCACCUCAAGUGAAGGGAGAGGAGAUGCCGGCAGGAAAAGACCAAGAGGCCAGCAGAGGCUCUGUUCCUUCAGGUUCCAGGAUGGACAGGAAGGUUCCAGCACCUCGCACCAAGGCCAGUGGAGCAGAGCACAGUAAGAAAGGAACCAAGGAAAGGACAAAUGGUGAUGUUGUUCCAGAACGAGGGGACAUCAAGCAUAAGAAGCGGAAAGCUAAGGAGGCAGCCCCAGCCCUACCCACCGAGGAAGACAUCUGGUUUGACGACGUGGACCCGGCGGAUAUCGAAGCUGCCAUAGGUCCAGAGGCGGCCAAGAUAGCGAGGAAGCAGUUGGGUCAGAGCGAGGGCAGCGUCAGCCUCAGCCUCGUGAAAGAGCAGGCCUUCGGCGGCCUGACAAGAGCCUUAGCCUUGGACUGUGAGAUGGUGGGCGUGGGCCCUAAGGGGGAGGAGAGCGUGGCCGCCCGUGUGUCCAUCGUGAACCAGUAUGGGAAGUGCGUUUAUGACAAGUACGUCAAACCAGCCGAGCCUGUGACGGACUAUAGGACAGCGGUCAGUGGGAUUCGGCCUGAGAACCUCAAGCAGGGAGAAGAGCUUGAAGUUGUUCAGAAGGAAGUGGCAGAGAUACUGAAGGGCAGAAUUCUAGUGGGGCACGCGCUGCAUAAUGACCUAAAGGUACUGUUUCUUGAUCAUCCAAAAAAGAAGAUUCGGGACACACAGAAAUAUAAGCCUUUCAAGAGUCAAGUAAAGAGUGGAAGGCCGUCUCUGAGACUACUUUCAGAGAAGAUCCUUGGGCUCCAGGUCCAGCAGGCAGAGCACUGUUCGGUAAGUGUGUCCUGGGGGGCAGUCCAUGGGGUUUGGGGUGGUUUCUCACCUGGAACCAGGCAUGAGUCACCUGACACAGACAUGGGGGAAGUGGGGGCCUGGGCACCUACUUAUCCUACGAGGCUACUGGUCAAAACAAAAAUGGCAGAGCAGAGUUACGGAAUUUUGUUUAAAUUCUAAAUAUGCACAUUUAAUGAAUUUAACACAACACAAAAGUACUACAUUCUCGUUAUUUGGAGAAAAAGUUGCCAAAUAAUUACAAAGGGCCCCCCCCACCCGUCCUGCCCUGCCCUGCCCUGCCCGGCCCUGCUGAGCAGCUGGCUCUGCCUCUGUGGAGCAGUUACCCUCUGCAACGUGGCCUCAGCGCUUUGGGCCCUUUUUGCCCGUGUGCUUGGUCCUUGUGCCCCUGUGCCCAGCACCCAGCCUGCCAUCACCCUGCACUCAGAGACCUAAAAAGGCAGCGUGUUUGUUGCUUCUCCUCUUUGGGUUUCCCUGUCUUCUCCUGGGAGGGGUGUCUGAGUCACAGAAGUGUGGGGACCAUCAGGUCCUUGCUCCCUCUGCUUGUGUCCUCCCUCCCUGUCCUGGUGACAUCUUGUGGCCAGGUCCAUGUCUCACUCAGUACAUCCAUAGCAGUGGGAGGGCUCAGUCAUUGUGGGGUUGACUGUGGGCUGCGGCUAUGCCUCGUCACCUGCUGGGAUGUUUCGUGUCAUCUAGAUUCAGGAUGCCCAGGCAGCAAUGAGGCUGUAUGUCAUGGUGAAGAAGGAGUGGGAGAGCAUGGCCCGAUACAGGCGCCCCCUGCUGACCGCUCCAGACCACUGCAGUGACGACGCCUAACAGUCCUGCCGUGCUGUUGCUGCCACCCCGCUACAGAGGCAAUCUGACCAGUCACAGGGACAGAUCACAUCUCCCCAGAGUGGCAACUCUGGUGAAACCUUUUCAGAAUCAUGGCAGAGGGCCAUGGCAUGGUGCUACUGAGAACGUCCUCCUUCCUCUUGACUUUGUGGUCUGAAACCUGGUCUUACUCUCCAUGUGUGUUUGGGCCCGGAUGGUCAGGGUGGUGAGCAGGGACUGCCAUGGGCAUGCCUGGCCACGUUUUACCGACUGGUGACCCCCUGGGCGAGGCGAGGAUGGGGCCUGUGGGCCGCCAGCCCGUACGGUGCUGUCACCGGACAUCUUCGGUGACACCUGGGGUGAGGUACUCAGCACCUUCCUCUCGGGGAGCCACAUUUUCCUCCUUUGUCUUAGGGGACAUAACAAGCUCUACUAAGCUUGAGGGACCCAGACCAGGUGUCUGCAGUCAGCUCCUGAGACAGCUGGCCGGCAAAACAGGUGUUCCAUCAGGGGUUUCCCGUGGCCGUUUGGACUUUGAGCAUUUAUCUAAAUUAAAUUGGCCCAGGGUUGGCUGAUGGGUCACCCAGCAGAGGCUUCUCCCCAUAGCACGAGGAUGUGUCGCCUGGGCACGGUGACCGCGGUUAUUCCUGGAGGUCGGCAGACAUGCCGACCUUGGGCUAUUUGAGCUGGAGAAGCUAUGUGAUGCUAGCCGGUGGCUUUUUGGGCUAGGCCCCAGUUUGAGGCUCCCCUGGGAACUAGAGUCAGGAACAGCCAGUGUCACUGACAAAGGGACGGAAUCCAAGGCGUUAUUGGGCCACCUGACAGCUGGAUGGAAAAGGUGCAGAUGCACCAAGGAUGUGAUUUAAAAUAAAUGCAGAUGUUUACUUUGAA
This is a messenger RNA of Symphalangus syndactylus (siamang), 3063 nucleotides long. RefSeq names its product RNA exonuclease 4 (gene REXO4). Lineage: Eukaryota; Metazoa; Chordata; Mammalia; Primates; Hylobatidae. Gene Ontology annotation, biological process: rRNA processing; DNA catabolic process. Gene Ontology annotation, molecular function: 3'-5' exonuclease activity; nucleic acid binding. Gene Ontology annotation, cellular component: nucleus. The record is from RefSeq and is a predicted model, not a curated record.